AUGCCUGGAAUUCCCGCGACGUUAUUACCACCAUCCUCGGCUACGGCUACGACGGCGACGGCGGCGACGGGGCUGCUGACCUCCAACAAUUGUCAGGGUCAGGUUCAUCUCAUCGUCGGCAGCAAUGCGAUCGCCGCGGCGAGGGCACAGAAGUCGAUCGAGGCUGGCGCGAUGGUAAAGGUGCUUGCGCUUGAGACGGAAGGCGGGGCGGAGUUACAUUAUGGCCUGAGGAGGAGGAUAGAAGACGGUGAGGUCGAGUGGGUGCGGAGGAAGUUUGUUGAGCGGGAUUUGGAGACAUUGGGCAGGAAGGAGGUGGACGGAGUGGUGGAUCUGGUGUGGGUUACGGUGGAGGAGAAGGGUGUUGUAUCACAGAUUUCGGCACGGUGUAAACGUCUCCGCAUACCCGUCAACUGCGUGGAUUCUCCAACGCACAGUACAUUCUCUCUCCUAUCCACACAUGCGGCCGGACCGCUCCACAUUGGCGUCACAACCUCUGGCAACGGCUGCAAGCUCGCAUCCCGCAUCAAACGCGAGAUCGCCGCAGCACUCCCGGCGGACAUCGGCGAGGCGUGUAUCCGCAUCGGUGCGCUACGGCGCCGGUUAAUCGAUGAGGCGGGAGUCGUCGACGGCGAGGAGGAGGCCGGUGACCAAAGCAACACAUUCAACACCCUCAUCACACCCGUGGGCGAGGCUGCCGCGAAGACUAGACGGAUUCGCUGGCUCAGCCAGAUAUGCGAGUACUGGCCACUUGACCGUCUUUGCACCCUCUCCGAAGCGGACUUAGACACAACCAGCCCCCCGCUCACUCCCGCUCCCUCCGAGAAGCGCGGCAAGAUCCUCCUCGUCGGCUCGGGUCCGGGCCACCCCUCGCUCCUCACCACCGCCUCCCUCGAAGCCAUCAACAGCGCCGACCUCAUCCUAGCGGACAAACUCGUUCCCUCCGCCGUCCUCUCCCUGAUCCCCCGGCGCACACCAGUAUUCAUCGCAAAGAAAUACCCAGGCAACGCCGAAGCAGCGCAAGAAGAGCUCCUCUCGCGCGGCCUCGCGGCCCUCCAAUCCGGCCAGACCGUCGUCCGUCUGAAGCAGGGCGAUCCAUACAUCUACGGCCGCGGCGGCGAGGAGCUAACAUUCUUCCGCAAGCACGGUUUCAUGCCCGUCGUCCUCCCCGGCAUCACCAGUGCUCUAUCCGCCCCUCUCUUCGCCGGGAUCCCAUCCACACACCGCGGCGUCGCGGACCAGGUGCUGAUAUGCACCGGCACUGGACGCCGAGGAGCGGCCCCAGACCCCCCGGAGUGGGUCGCGAGCAGGACUACGGUCUUCCUCAUGGCUCUACAUAGAGUCGAUGCGUUGGUCGGCGAGCUGAAGGGGAAGGGCUGGCCGAUGGACACGCCAUGUGCGGUCAUCGAGCGCGCGAGUUGUGCUGAUCAGCGGGUUGUACGGACGACGCUGGGGGUGGUUGGGAGGGCACUCGAGGAGGUGGGUAGUAGGCCGCCUGGACUGCUGGUCGUGGGAAGGGCAUGUGGUGCAUUGGUGGAGACGCAGGUGGAGAAGGGAUGGGUAGUCGAAGAGGGCUUUGCGGGGUUUUGA
Tricharina praecox is the source of this 1587-nucleotide messenger RNA. RefSeq names its product tetrapyrrole methylase. Lineage: Eukaryota; Fungi; Ascomycota; Pezizomycetes; Pezizales; Pyronemataceae. The coding region runs from base 1 to 1587 and encodes 528 amino acids. Gene Ontology annotation, molecular function: uroporphyrin-III C-methyltransferase activity. The transcript is spliced from 2 exons. The record is from RefSeq and is a predicted model, not a curated record. Gene Ontology annotation, biological process: siroheme biosynthetic process; sulfate assimilation.